Mustela erminea (ermine) is the source of this 2331-nucleotide messenger RNA. It is a transcript of the gene DBR1, whose product is annotated as debranching RNA lariats 1. NCBI's taxonomy places the organism in Eukaryota, Metazoa, Chordata, Mammalia, Carnivora, Mustelidae. Bases 151 to 1785 code for a protein of 544 amino acids. The record is from RefSeq and is a predicted model, not a curated record. Gene Ontology annotation, biological process: mRNA splicing, via spliceosome. Gene Ontology annotation, cellular component: nucleus. Gene Ontology annotation, molecular function: RNA lariat debranching enzyme activity. The transcript has 8 exons.
GAAGUGAAUUCUAUUUCGGGCGUGUUUUCGAGGGGUGGAUUCAGUCAGUGUUGGCGGGAGCAGAACGGUCUGGCCGCUUCUUGCUGUCUGGCCUGUGCUGGCGCUGGUGUAGGGGCUUGCAGGCAACCCUCCCAGCCUCCAGCCGUCAGAAUGCGGGUGGCUGUGGCCGGCUGCUGCCACGGCGAGCUGGACAAGAUCUAUGAGACGCUGGCGCUGGCGGAAAGGCGCGGCCCUGGGCCGAUAGAUCUGCUGCUGUGCUGCGGCGACUUCCAGGCGGUGCGCAACGAGGCCGACUUGCGUUGCAUGGCCGUCCCGCCCAAGUACCGCCACAUGCAGACCUUCUACAGGUAUUACUCUGGAGAGAAAAAGGCCCCAGUUCUCACAAUCUUUAUUGGGGGAAACCAUGAAGCCUCAAAUCAUUUGCAAGAGUUACCCUAUGGUGGCUGGGUGGCGCCAAACAUUUAUUAUUUAGGUUUGGCUGGUGUAGUAAAAUACCGAGGCAUAAGGAUUGGUGGCAUCUCUGGUAUCUUUAAAUCUCAUGACUAUCGAAAAGGUCAUUUUGAGUGCCCCCCUUAUAAUCCAGCUACAAUAAGGAGUAUAUAUCAUGUGAGAAAUAUUGAAGUCUAUAAAUUAAAACAGCUGAAGCAGCCUAUGGACAUAUUCUUAUCUCAUGAUUGGCCAAGAAAGAUCUAUCAUUAUGGAAAUAAGCAGCAGCUUCUGAAGACUAAAUCUUUUUUCCGACAAGAAGUGGAAAAUAACACAUUGGGAAGUCCUGCUGCCUCAGAGCUCUUAGAGCACUUCAAGCCUACAUACUGGUUUUCUGCGCACCUUCAUGUGAAGUUUGCAGCCUUAAUGCAGCAUCAGGCCAAGGAUAAAGGACAGGCAGCCAAAGCAACCAAAUUUUUAGCCCUGGACAAAUGCUUACCACAUAGAGACUUUCUUCAGGUGAUAGAAAUAGAACAUGACCCCAGUGCUCCUGAGUACUUAGAGUAUGAUAUUGAAUGGCUCACUGUUCUCAGGGCUACUGAUGAUCUUAUUAAUGUGACUGAGCGUCUAUGGAAUAUGCCUGAGAAUAAUGGCCUGCAUACAAGGUGGGAUUAUAGUGCAACAGAAGAAGCUAUGAACAAAGUAUUGGAAAUACUGAACCAUGACCUCAAAGUUCCAUAUAACUUCAGCAUAACAGCUGCUUGUUAUGAUCCUAGCAGGCCACAAACACAAAUGCAGUUGGUUCAUAGGAUCAAUCCUCAAACUACUGAAUUUUGUGCCCAACUUGGCAUCACUGACAUGAAUGUCAGGCUUCAGAAGGCCAAGGAGGAACAUCACUUAUGUGGUGAAUAUGAACAGCAAGAUGAUGUGGAGAGUAAUGACUCUGGAGAAGAUCGUAGUGAAUAUAACACAGAUACAUCUGCCCUGUCGUCUAUUAAUCCAGAUGAAAUAAUGUUAGAUGAAGAAGAGGAAGAUGAAGAUAGUAUUGUAAGUACGCAUAGUGACAUGAAUACACCAUCUGUAGAACCUUCUUCUGAUCAAGCUUCUGACUUCUCUGCCAGCUUCUCUGAUGUCAGGAUCUUGCCAGGUUCCAUGGUUGUAUCUUCUGAUGAUACGUUGGGUUCCCCAGAUGGCAGAGAGGGGAAACUUGGUGAGGCUCCAGAGUCAGGGGAUGGAAACGACUUAACUGAGUUGCCAUUGAAGAGGCUGAGUGAUGAACAUGAACCUGAACAAAGAAAGAAAAUUAAGAGGAGGAAUCAAGCCAUCUAUGCUGCAGUGGAUGAUGAUGAUGCAGCAUAAGACAAUUGAGUUGCCUCUGUAUUAUAUGUAGAUAUGUGAUUUUUGAGACUAUAUUUUUAGAGCUGGAUUUUUGACUCAAGAUUUAACUUUGUAAUAAUGAAGUUACUUAAGAGAAUUUUAGUUAGGUAUUGACUUUGUCUUUAGUCCUUUGUAUAUUUCAGAUGAAAAUAUUAAAAUUUCAUAUAUUUACUUGAUCGAGUACCUUUUUUUGGAAGAUGGAUAUUAUUCACUUUCAUUUUUUUCAGGAAGCACUUACUGAAUACCUACUUUGUACCAGGCACUCUUCUGUAGGAUGGCUCUAUAAAAAUGAGUAAGACAGGGAUUUUUACCUUCAAGGAGUUACUACCACUAUGAAUAUUUUGGUGUAUAAAAUAAGGCAUAUUUAAUAUUUUGUUUUGGGAAAUCAUUAUUAUGUGUGUGAUUUUGUAUGCUUUCUUUUUAUUUGUUAUAAAUAUUUUCUUGGUCUGCUCUUAAUGUCUGUCAAAUAUAAUUGAAAUUGAAGAUGGUAAAUAAGGUUUCAGGAAAUAAAUUCUUCUAGAUACUAAA